AGGAUUUAGUUGCCAGUUUUAAAGCGAACAAAAUUAGUAUUUUAUAAGUAAUUUUACUUCCAACCUCGUGUUGGAUAGAGUUGUUAUUGCCAGUUGUCAAUUAUCAUUUUAUAAUCGCAUUGAAUUUAGAGUUUUAGGCGUCAUCAACGGUAGGAACCAAUUGCGCCGUGGGAACUGGGUCACGAGGAACACGGACAGUGUUUGUGACGGACAACAACAAGGAGGUCCAGCCGAGUGCUCGCAGCAGUAGAUAGUUAGCUCGCUACCUGUCGUAACUUCGUCAAAUCUGGGAUAAAACAAGACUUGUCAUCUGGUCCCUCGUGGUUGAAGGGUCUCAGUAGACGUAUAGAUGUCUGAUGCACCGGACCUUCCUAAAGAAGAAGAAGAAGACGUAGAAAGAGAGGAGGAGGUUGCGCCUGAACCAGAGGAUCAAUCCGACGACAGCAGCGGGGAAGAGGCUGCAGGCAACACGGAGAUGGACUUCCUGCGUAACCUCUUCUCCAGCACCCUCGGUCUCGGCUCGGCAGACAAAGUUCUGGACGAGCUGACCCUGGACGGAGUGGCGCAAUACAUAAAGAGCGGCAAAUGUAAAAACAUUCUCUGCAUGGUCGGAGCAGGAAUAUCCACAUCGGCUGGAAUCCCUGAUUUCCGCUCACCGGGAACGGGGCUGUACGCGAACAUGCAAAAAUAUAACCUGCCCUACCCAGAGGCCAUCUUUCAGAUAGAUUAUUUUAAGAAACAUCCAGAGCCUUUCUUUGCCUUGGCCAAGGAGCUUUACCCGGGACAGUUUAAGCCGACUAUCUGUCACUACUUCAUGAAGCUGCUGAAAGACAAGGGGCACCUGAGACGCUGCUACACACAGAACAUCGACACCCUGGAGCGCGUGGCCGGGCUCGAGGGAGACGAUCUGAUUGAAGCUCACGGGACGUUCUUCACGUCCCACUGCGUGAGCUUCUCUUGCCGCCAGGAGUACAACCUGGACUGGAUGAGAGAUAAAAUCUUCUCUGAAGACAUUCCUCGAUGUGACAAGUGCAGAAGUUUGGUGAAGCCAGAUAUCGUCUUCUUCGGAGAGAGUCUGCCCGUCCGGUUCUUCACUUCAAUGAAGAUGGACUUUCCUCGCUGUGAUCUCCUCAUCAUCAUGGGGACGUCGCUGCAGGUCCAACCGUUUGCUGGUCUCGUCGGAAGGGUUUCAAAAGGUUGCCCCCGUCUGCUCAUCAACAUGGAGAAGGCAGGGCAGGCCGAUCCUCUGUUUGGGUUGAUUGGUUUCGGGGGCGGGAUGGACUUUGACUCCGACAAGGCGUACAGAGAUGUAGCUCACAUCAGCACGUGUGAUGACGGCUGUCUGGCCCUCGCUGAGCUGUUGGGAUGGAAGGAGGAGCUGGAGGAGCUGGUGAAGCAAGAGCACGCGAGGAUCGAGGAAGAGGAGGCCGGCGAGAGCAAAGGAGCUGCAGCCGAGGUGAGCUCCGCUGCACCGGAGCCCGAGAAGGAGGAGUGACUCGUCCAAAAAGGCUGACCGUCUCAAAGGAAACUGUCUAGGAGGAAAAGGAGGAAGAGGAGGAUGAUGAUGAUGAUGAUAACAGGGUUUUUUGUUUUCGGCGGGGUGUCACGCUCUCAUUGUCCACAGGCGGACUUUUAAUUCUUCUGAACAUUCUCGCUCUCUAACGUCCCCGUCUGUUUGCGUCAUUAUUUUUUAUUAUUUUUUUGUUGCACUAGCUCACGUCUGUCUCGGCUGUAUAUAUUUCGUUCUGCUGCAGGUGACUCUGCGUAUGGGCCGGUGUGUUUACUGCGAUUAGGGGCGGGGGGGGGAGUUGUCGAUGUGAAGCGGACGUGAACGGAUCUCAGAGCUGAGAGAAAGCCGAUUUAAUAUCUCCUAAACUCCGGCUGUGAGAUCAUAACUUACUGUAUUGCCUAUUAUUGCCUAUUGCUAUUGCCUCCAACAGCCUCCGCCCUCUCCUCUUCGUCGUGCUUUUCGGUUCGAGCCCCCAGAAGAGAUAACCGGGCCAUUGUGUAUUUGUAUGCCCCUCCCCCGAGCUGAAAUCUGCUGGCCUGAUUGGACCUCCCUUGAAGUCAUCCAACGUGUCACAGAAUUAACUUCCUGAUAAGGAGAGUGGGACUUUUAAAAUAUUUUAAAUUAACAUUGUUUUUUCUCAUGUUAACCGCCUCCUUUCCAUUUUUGAAUUGAUUUCUAUGAAUUCUGCUGACGCGGUGUUUAUGAUGCACGUUUAAUCGUCUUCAUCUCGUGGAGCGACGGGCGUAGCUUUGCAGUCAGGGCUGUCGUUUCUGCUUUUCACAUCGUCUGGGAUCGUUUGAGUGCUGCAGAGAAAUAGCUGAAAUAAUGUGUGAUUAAGUAGUUUCAUCUGAAACUAUUUGGGUUAUCUGAAGAAAGGAAAAAAGCAUGAAUUGUUGCAUCAUUAAAUAAAUACGUUACCAUCUGUACACUAAUGAAAACCAAUAAGAACUCGCAAUAAAGUUGACCUUUGUAAAGCUGAAA
Pseudoliparis swirei is the source of this 2491-nucleotide messenger RNA. RefSeq names its product sirtuin 2 (silent mating type information regulation 2, homolog) 2 (S. cerevisiae) (gene sirt2). Bases 350 to 1495 code for a protein of 381 amino acids. NCBI's taxonomy places the organism in Eukaryota, Metazoa, Chordata, Actinopteri, Perciformes, Liparidae. The transcript is spliced from 16 exons. Gene Ontology annotation, molecular function: histone deacetylase activity, NAD-dependent; NAD+ binding. The record is from RefSeq and is a predicted model, not a curated record.